AUGCGGAGUGCGGAUACCCUCGUCAUCAUCAUCCUCGCUCGUACGUUGGUACAGAUUAGCGGUAACAGUGCCCGCAACCUUACAUACGAGUACGAGUAUACGGUCGGAUUCAGCACAGCCGUGACCAUGACGAGUACAGGUACGGAUUGCGCUGGGUACAUGGCCGUACCGUCGCAGUACCCAUCUACACGUAUCUUUUUCGGACAGAGAGGUACACGCCGCAGCGUCAACUAUCAAGUGAUAGGCACCGACGGGGGACCUCCGCCAGGCGGCUGA
Geosmithia morbida is the source of this 276-nucleotide messenger RNA. RefSeq lists its product as uncharacterized. The record is from RefSeq and is a predicted model, not a curated record. The transcript has 2 exons. Lineage: Eukaryota; Fungi; Ascomycota; Sordariomycetes; Hypocreales; Bionectriaceae. The coding region runs from base 1 to 276 and encodes 91 amino acids.